UGAGACCGCCCUUGCAGUCGGUGGGUCUGGAGAGGUGGUGACAGGGCUGGGCCGCCACUCGGCUCUCCCAGCCUCACCCCUCACCCCCGCCCGGGACAGGUGGCUGGAGCGCUCCCCGGCCCCGCCAGCCACGGGUGGAGCGUGCGAGGGCGGAUCCCAGACGGUCGCCGCCUGCUGCGAGCGGGAGCGAGCGAAGGCUGGUUCUGGACGGCCGGGCGAGACGUCCGGCGGUAGCGGUUGAGUAUCGUGGCGGCCAAAAAAAUGCUUCUGAACCGAGGGUCCCCUGCAGGCCCUGGCGUGCCGGGCAGCGGGUUGCCCUGGCCGGGCGGGGUCCCUCAAGGCUUUGGGAUCCGCCUGAGCACGAUGAGCCCCCGCUAUCUACAGAGCAACUCCAACAGCCACACGCGACCCUUUGGUGCCAUCGCGGAGCUGCUAGAUAAUGCUGUAGAUCCAGAUGUUUCUGCCAGGACAGUCUUUAUAGAUGUUGAGAAUAUCAGUAAUGAAUCUUGUUUGACCUUUACUGAUGACGGAUGUGGGAUGACACCUGUUAAACUACACCGAAUGCUCAGCUUUGGCUUUACAGAUAAAGUAGAAAAGAAGAGCCAGUGUCCCAUUGGGGUCUUUGGUAAUGGUUUCAAGUCAGGCUCCAUGCGGCUGGGAAAGGACACUCUUGUCUUCACCAAGAAUGGGUGUUAUCUCACUGUUGGACUCCUAUCACAGUCCUAUCUGGAAUGCAUCCAGGCCCAGGCAGUUAUUGUGCCAAUUGUUCCAUUCAGCGAGCAAAGCAAAAAAAUGAUUGUUACUGAGGAUUCCUGGCUCAGCCUAGAAGCCAUUUUGCAACAUUCAAUUUUCAAAAAAGAAAAUGACCUGCUGUCCCAGUUUGAUGCCAUCACAGGCAAAAAAGGCACCCGUAUUCUCAUUUGGAACAUCCGCAGAAAUAAAGAUGGAAAGUCUGAGUUGGAUUUUGAUACCGAUCAAUAUGACAUUCUGGUGUCAGACUUUGGCACAGAAGAGAAGGAGACUGGUGGUGUUACCUCUGAGCUGCCAGAAACAGAGUAUUCUUUACGGGCAUUUUGUGGUAUUCUAUAUAUGAAGCCACGAAUGAAAAUUUUUCUGCGUCAGAAGAAAGUGACUACUGAGAUGAUUGCCAAGAGCCUGGCCAAUGUAGGAUAUGAUCUGUAUAAACCUACCUUCACAAAAAAGCAGGUGAAAAUAACUUUUGGGUUCUCUUGCAAGAAAAAUAACCAGUAUGGAGUAAUGAUGUAUCAUAACAACCGACUCAUAAGAUCUUUUGAGAAGGUGGGAUGCCAGGUGAAGCCAACUCGUGGAGAAGGUGUAGGAGUAAUUGGAGUCAUUGAGUGCAAUUUCUUAAAACCUGCCUACAACAAGCAAGACUUUGAGUACACCAAAGAGUACCGGUUGACAAUAAAUGCCCUUGCCCAGAAGCUCAAUGCUUAUUGGAAGGAAAAGACAUCCCAAGAGAACUUUGAGACCUCAGCUAUAGCCAGGCCAAUACCGAAAAUUCCUGACCAGACGUGGGUACAGUGUGAUGACUGUCUUAAAUGGAGGAAGCUUCUUGGCAAGGUUGAUCCUUCUACAUUACCUGCAAGAUGGUUUUGUUACUAUAAUUCCCAUCCAUUGUACAGGACAUGCUCUGUUCCAGAGGAGCAAGAACUCUUUGAAGACCUGCACUUGAGGAAGAUGAAGAAACAAGAUCAAACUGUUGAGAAGAAGGUGCCAGUGGGAAAUGAGAACAACCAGGUAUUUACUAAUCCACUGAAGAUUGCUACUGUUCAAGAUAUGGAUGAACUGAAUAAAAAGACAAUUGGAUGUGAGAGAAUUGAUAGCCCUAGCCAAUUUCCAUCUGUUGGAGAAGAAAGCAGAACAUCUCCUUUUCAACUUAAGCCUCUGAAUUUCAGUAUUUUUCAGUUCUCCAGUAAAUACAAAAGGAUGCUGGGUCAGGAACCUGUGGAGAAACGAAGGAGGCUCCAGGAGACCGCAACAACUCCUCUAGAUUACUGCAUGCCUGGCUUUUACAGGAGUGGAGAGGCGGCUGUUGCCUACCCCGAAGGGAAGAAGAGCCAAGAUCAAUCCAGUUCUGAGAGAAGCAUACUGCCAUACCUUUACCCAGAAUACCCAGAAGCGAGUAAGAAUACCAGUCAGAAUAGGGAGGUUUCCAAUCUGAAUUCUGGGGCCCAAUAUCAACAGCAGGGGUCCCUGCCCCCUGAAGGAUUAGAUCAGAUGCCAAUAUUGGUAGCAGAAGAAUCCAACAGAUGCAACACAGACAGAAGCAAGGAGGAAGUCAACAAGGGACCUUUUGUAGCCGUUGUCGGUGUUGCCAAAGGUGUUAGAGAUUCGGGAUCUCCCAUUCAGCUGAUCCCUUUCAGCAGAGAGGACCUUUCUGAGAGAAGAAGAGCAGGGGAAUCCUGGAGCCUAGUGCCUUAUUCUUCUGUGGUCUCUGCUACAGCCAGAGGGGAGAAAGGAAGAGACUGCAAGGACAGUAGAGGCCGUAAUGUGCCAAAGUCGAAGAACCAAAGCGAGAUGGAAGAACUGAAAAGAACCACAGAACAACUGCAACAUGUUUGGGCUGAAAGAAAUUUCCUCCACCAAAAGGUAGUGGAGCUGGAACAGGAGCGGAAUUUCUGGCAUUCUCAAUUCAAGAAAAUCCAAUAUGAAUUGAUGACCUACAAUACCCAGGAGACAGAAAGCUUGUAUUGGAGUAAGAAACACAUGGGCUUUCGCCAAGCUGAAUUCCACAUGCUGAAAGCUGAGCUGGAAAGAACCAAAGAAGAAAAGCAAGAACUGGAAAAGAAAUUGAAGGAGACAGAGACACACCUGGAAGUGCUGCAGAAGGCUCAGGUCUCCUAUCAGACCCCAGAGGGAGAUGACCUAGAAAGGGCUUUGGCAAAGCUUACACAGCUGCUUAUCCAUGUCAGCUAUCUCCUUACUUCUAUCCUCCCCCACUUGGAGCUUCCUAAGAUCAGGUUUGACUCAGAACAAGUGGAUGGGAUCCUGUAUACAGUUCUGGUGGCAAAUCACAUACUAGAUUGAGCACUAGACUAUAUACUCUUAUACCUUUCUCUGCCCUGCCCUUUCCCCUCUCCUCUUCCCUCCCUCCUUCCCCCUCAUCCCCUCUCCUCUCCUCCCCUCCUGUCUCCUCCCCUCCCCUCCCCUCUCCUCUCUUCUCCUUUCCCCUCCCCUCCCUUCCCCUCCCUUUCCCUUCCCUUUUAUUUUCUUUUCUUCCUUCCCUCCCCCACUUGUCUCUCUCUCUCUCUCUCUCACCUUCAUGCCUUAUAUAGAGAAUCUUUGAGUAAACCCUGGCUCUUAAAUCAGUCUGCUUCUUACUCAGUUUUGGUGUGGAGAAAGAGGCUGGUUAAAUAGGCUUUCAAGAGUUUCAGGAACAAAAAAGCAAUAGUCACCAAACCAGGUGACCUGAAAGCUUUGACUUUUGUGACUUAAAUACUAGGCCUGUUUCAUAUUUUCUGAAGUGGUUUGUAUUCAUUUAAGUUAAAUCAGUCAGCAAAUAUUGGGUCCAGUGUACUAGGUGUUGUGAGAUAACUUAAGUAUAACUCAUGUUUUCAACCCUCAAGAACCUAGUUGGAAACACAAGACACACACCAAGUUAACACACAAUUGUUUCUUUAAGUUGUAGGACUGUGAUUGAUAUUUUUUCUUUUUCCUAUCUCCUGCCUUUUUCAAGUUUUCUAUAAUAAACGUGUUGUUGUU
Molecule: messenger RNA, 3726 nt
Organism: Manis pentadactyla (Chinese pangolin)
Lineage: Eukaryota; Metazoa; Chordata; Mammalia; Pholidota; Manidae
Gene: MORC4
Product: MORC family CW-type zinc finger 4
Exons: 17
Coding region: 262-3051 (929 amino acids)
Cellular component (GO): nucleoplasm; nucleus
Molecular function (GO): ATP hydrolysis activity; zinc ion binding
Source: RefSeq, a predicted model, not a curated record